Messenger RNA from Phalaenopsis equestris, 906 nucleotides. RefSeq lists its product as uncharacterized. Bases 1 to 906 code for a protein of 301 amino acids. The record is from RefSeq and is a predicted model, not a curated record. NCBI's taxonomy places the organism in Eukaryota, Viridiplantae, Streptophyta, Magnoliopsida, Asparagales, Orchidaceae. The transcript has 2 exons. Gene Ontology annotation, molecular function: catalytic activity.
AUGAAUGGUCAUAAGGGAGAAGCUACAUUUAUCUAUGCUGGAUGUACAAAGGAUGCCAGAAAGGAGCUGUGGAAUAGGUUGAUUAACAUUAGUCAACAGAUGAGUUCCUCAUGGGUGGUGGGGGGAGAUUUCAAUUGUAUUACUUCUAUUGCUGAAAAAUCUGGAGGGAGGGUCCCAAAUUUAGUCAAGAUGAACAACUUUAGUGAUAAUAUUCACAGGGCUGGACUCUUUGAUUUGGGCUUCAAGGGGCCUGCUUUCACUUGGAAGAGGGGAGCCAUUUGGGAGAGGUUUGAUAGAAUGUUGGUUAAUGAUGCAUGGUUCAACCAUUUUCUCCUCACUUUUGUUACUCAUCUAAGUCUUGCUGGAUCAGAUCAUAGGCCUAUCCUUAUCAGUAUUUCUCACCCUGAUCUUAUUAUCAAGUUAAGUUUGUUGCAAAUUAAAACUGCCAAAGCCCUCAGAAAAUGGAGUUGGGAAACAUUUGGAAAUGUUCAUGCCAAAGUUCAAGAGGCAGAGAAUGAAGUGAAUAGAUUGGAGCAUGAGGAACAGAUAGACAAUGUGGAGGAAAAGGAACUGUUGACUGCUCAAAAUAAUUUCCUUAGUGAUAUUGAAUAUCAAGAAAAAAUUCUUAAACAGAAGGCUGCUAUGAAUAUUUUUACAGAUGGGGAUAGAAACACCGUAUUUUAUCAUGCCUAUAUAAAAUACAAGAGAAAGUGUAAUACCAUUCAUGCUAUUCAAAAUGCUAAUGGUCAGUGGUUACAUGAUAAUGCUGAAAUAGCUAAUGAUGCUAUAAGUUACUAUAAAAACCUGCUAAAUCAGGAACAUCAUCCCAGAACCCCCAUUGAGCGGGCACAAUUGAGCAUCAUCCCAGAACCCCCAUUGAGCGGGCACACUUUUCUGCUGAACUGA